AUGCCGUCCGCUGUCGCUCCCGAGCAAGUUCCAUUGCCAAAAUGGCAGCGCCCAGCCAAAACAACACAUCAAUUGCCUUGGGCGGACAUUAAAGUAAUCGACAUUGGCAAGUUUGAUCAGCCAGGAGGGAAGAAGCAGCUUGCGGAAGAGCUUCGACAGGCAGUUCACGAGACCGGCUUUUUCAGUCUGAUCAACACCGGAUUCACUCCCGAAGAGGUGCAGCGACAGUACGACAUUGGACAGGGGUUCUUCAAACUCGAUGUCGAAGAUAAGGCAAGGCCGGGGAACACCUGCGACUUUGGCAAGGGGAACUAUUUCGGAUACAGACCAGCACACGACAAGAAGAUGCAAGGCACUGAAGUGCUCAAUAACGUCGAGUCAGUCAAUAUCGCCAAGUUCAUUCCCAAGUAUGCCAACGAGCCAUUCCAUUCUUUUUUCGAGCCCUUCCGAAACGAGAUUGAGGAUUUCUCAAGGCGAUCCUCCGAACUAGCAAGUAAGGUUUUUACGCUCUUCUCUAUCAUUCUUGAGCUUCCAGAGGAUUACUUUUCCUCUCGUCACGCAUAUGAGUCCCCUAGCGAGGACCAUCUCCGUUACAUGGGCUAUCAUACGCGCCCCCUGGCCGAGGAUCUCAAAGUCGCCAACACCUGGUCGCGGGCCCAUACGGACUUCGGUUCCUUGACUCUUCUCUGGAGCCAAGAUGUCGCUGGUCUUCAGAUUAAAACAUCUUCUGGCGAGUGGAAGUACGUCCCGCCGGUCGACAACGGCAUCGUCUGCAACGUCGGCGACACUCUCGACUUCUGGUCUGCGGGGUAUCUCAAAUCAACCACGCACAGGGUGGUGCGGCCGCCCGAGGACCAGGCGCACCUGUUCCGCCAAGGCCUGUUCUACUUUGUAAGACCAGGUGAUGACGUUAACAUUAAGCCGGCGGCGUCACCUUUACUGAAGAGGCUCGGCCUCGUCCGGGACGAUGCGGAGGAUUCGGAACCAGUGACCGGAUUGCAAUAUGUAAGGGAACGAGUGAAGGACUAUCAUCACCAUAAUGAUUAUGCAGACAUGAAAGGGAAAAAGUUCAAGGUCGGCAACUUGGAAAUCGAAGACGAGGCAGAUUGA
Colletotrichum truncatum is the source of this 1110-nucleotide messenger RNA. RefSeq names its product flavonol synthase. Gene Ontology annotation, molecular function: 2-oxoglutarate-dependent dioxygenase activity. NCBI's taxonomy places the organism in Eukaryota, Fungi, Ascomycota, Sordariomycetes, Glomerellales, Glomerellaceae. The record is from RefSeq and is a predicted model, not a curated record.